AUGGCCACUCGAAUUCGACCAGCGGUCAUCGCUCGCCCAUUGGCAUUCGUCUCCCGAAAAGGCAUUUACACAUUCCGGUCAAACACGAGCUGUGAAUCUAGUUGCAUCAAUAGCACGACCUCCACCGUGCACUAUCGCUCAUUGUCUACCGAUCCUGCGAUAAAUGCAAAUCGGAUCAAGCCGCUUCAUUUUCAUGUCCCUCUGUUUCCUGGCGUGCAAUUGCUAGACUUCGCAGGACCAUUGGAUGUCCUUAGUCUGCGAUCUCAGUACCCAGAAACAUCUGGACUCACGUUGMCCUUGCUUUCGUCGACGCUUGAGCCAGUCUCAACCAAACCUGUCGCCCCACCAAGCGCCAGGUGGAACUUCAAUCUUCCUCCUGGGACCAACACAAGUUUCAAUCCAAGAGUCGUACCCGAUGUGACUUUCCAAGACUACCUCUCGGCAUUAUCCAGUGGCAAUAUUUCAGACAAUGGCGCGGAUGGAUCCCUCAAACCUAUUGACGUUCUAUUGAUUCCCGGUGGCCCUGGCACGCGGUUGGAUCGUGUCCACUCCGAUCCGGCAGAAGCAAAUAUUUCAAAUACGCAAGAAGCGCAAGAUUUCAUUAAGGCGGUCGCAUCACAUGUCCGACACAGCGUCAUCACAAUAUGCACAGGCAGCCAUGUUCUGGCUCAGACUGGUCUGCUCAAUAACCUCGACGCCACUACGAAUUCGGCCCGCUUCAAGGAUGUUUCCACAGCAAAUCAUCCGCAUAGUCGAAAAGUAAAGUGGCAAGAAAAUAGGCGAUGGGUUAGAACUAGCGUCCCCGAUGCAUCCACGGGUAACACCUCGGCUCAGCUGGAUACUACAACCAAGACCCAUGAUGGCUUGCGUCCUGGCGUCGAGGUCUGGUCGUCAGCUGGCGUUACAGCCGGGCUGGAUCUUUUGCUGGAGUUUGUAAAGGUGCAUUAUGGAGGGUUAGGGGUGGCUCAACAGACCGCUGAGCGAUUAGAAUACCGCUGGGAACAAGAUUGA
This is a messenger RNA of Talaromyces amestolkiae, 1011 nucleotides long. RefSeq lists its product as uncharacterized. The coding region runs from base 1 to 1011 and encodes 336 amino acids. Lineage: Eukaryota; Fungi; Ascomycota; Eurotiomycetes; Eurotiales; Trichocomaceae. The transcript has a single exon. The record is from RefSeq and is a predicted model, not a curated record.